ACAGCUAUAGCAGAGUUGCUACGCGAUCGCGCGUACACUGCAUAUACCGUUUUGUCUGGUUUGGUCUGGUGUGGCCAAUGGCCAGUUUCACUCGAUCGUCCUAUAGCUGCUGUGUGCCCAUUGUGUAGCUUGUUUUUGUCAUGUUUGCAAAUGUUCGCCUACCUUCCUUUUCCACCGAGUAGCUCAUCGAUAAAUUCAUCGUUAUAAUGUUUUCACCUGUGCGGGGGUGUAACUCGCAGAUGUGACAUGUGUUAUUGGGCGGAGCUGUUGGCUGCGACUACGAAGACGAGGAUAGCAAACACCAAGAGGACGAUGCUGCAUCAAUAGAGUGAGAGAUGUGGAGCGUGAUAAGGACGUGGAGGAUGAUUGCGUUUAUGGUCAGCGAGAGAUAACGAUUGUGAUUAGCAGCCGAUCUCGUUCUCGAAAAUGUUGAGGUUCUUGUCGAGGCGCCGGCGCAGCGUUAGCGCCCAAGCCACCUCACCGCAGAUCAAGAACCAGAGGCUCAUCAGCAAUAAAAAUAUCGUGCAGUGUCGUGUUAUUCUUCUCGACGGUGCUGAUCUCUCCAUCGAGCUGUCGAAAAAGGCAUUAGCCAGUGAUCUUUACGAGCAAGUAUUUUAUAGCUUGGAUCUAAUAGAGAAAGAUUACUUUGGACUGCAAUACACAGACAGUAAUAAUGUGCAGCACUGGUUGGAUCCAACAAAGCCAAUAAAGAAGCAAGUGAAAAUUGGACCACCCUACACGUUAAGGUUAAAAGUGAAAUUUUAUUCAUCGGAACCCAAUACACUCAGAGAGGAAUUGACUCGAUACCAGUUUUUCUUGCAACUCAAGCAGGAUCUCCUAGAGGGGAAGCUACAUUGCCCUUACCAAACCACAGUACAGCUUGCUGCAUUAACAUUGCAAUCUGAGCUUGGAGAUUAUGACACAACAGUGCACACAGCAGCGACGGUGUCAGAGUUUCGUUUCGUACCAAACCAAUCGGAGCAAAUGGAGCUGGAAAUCCUGGAAGAGUACAAAAGAUGCACGGGUAUGAGUCCCGCCCAAGCAGAAUCGACAUAUCUGGGCAAGGCUAAAUGGCUGGACAUGUACGGUGUGGACAUGCACACAGUGAUGGGCAAAGACGCCUGCGAGUACUCAUUGGGUCUGACGCCCACGGGCAUCUUAGUUUUCGAGGGCUCGCAGAAAAUUGGCCUGUUUUUCUGGCCGAAGAUUGGCCGGUUGGACUUCAAGAAGAAGAAGUUGACGCUGGUGGUAGUGGAAGAGGACGACGAGGGCCGCGAGCAGGAGCACACCUUCGUGUUCAGGCUACUGAACGAGAAGGCCUGUAAGCACCUAUGGAAGUGCGCGGUGGAGCACCACGCGUUUUUCAGGCUGCGCGCGCCAGUGAAGGGCGCGAGCGGUCGACAGAACUUGUUCCGUAUGGGCUCGCGCUUUCGCUACAGCGGCAAGACCGAGUUCCAGACGACCCAGCUCAACCGCGCCAGGCGCACCGUCCAGUUCGAGCGCAGGCCCAGUCAGCGCUACGCGCGCCGACAGAGCCACGUGCUGAGGGACAGGCAGCGUCAGGUACUGGACCAGACGCCUCAGGUCUCCUCCGCCGAGGAGGAACCUCUGGAAAGGCAGACGAGCCGAGCCAGCAGCACCAAAUCGUCGUCGGACGUGAGCAGCGUACAAGGCGCGUCCUCGCCGCUAGUGGAUUCGCUGCUCAAGUCCCUGGCAAAGGAGCAGCAGCCGACGGAGGCGAGAAACGACGCGAACGCCGCAGCAGCCACCAGCCAGGAGAAGACCGAGAUCACGAAGACGAGCCUCGCUAUCGAGGCGCCCUCGCCGCUGCCCAUACCUAACAACCAGAUGAUCGCCGCCACGGCCUUGCCUCCUCGCACGCCCAUUCCGCCCGAGGUUCUCAAGUGCAAUAUCUUGAAGGCCAAAGCCCUCGAGCAACAGGGUAAGAACUCCAAUUUGGUCUCGAUCUCGACUGUCGAGACACCAAGCGAUAAAACGCUGCGACCUGGCACUGCCGUCAUCGCUGCCGCUUCGAGUGUUAAUGCCGCUGACGCAGCUACCAUCGUAUCUGUGGGUGGCGACAAGCUGACCCUCUCGGUGAGCGGUGCCUCGACGAGUCCCUCGCCGGUCGACGACGCGGUCACCGUCACGCACUUCUCCCUCGACAGCUGGGGCAAGAUUCAGCAGAAGACCACGCCUCUCAGUCCCAAAGUGGCCAAUCAAUCCAAGAACCCUUUCAACCCAUUUAUGAGCAAUACCAGCCCAGACGAUUCGAUCGCCAGCAUCGCCGAAGAAGCUGCGGCUCCGGAUGCUCCGGAGGAGCCCACACCAGUUGUUGUGCCGGCCGAGGAGAAGAAAGUCAACACCAACCCAUUCGUCGACUCGAACCCUUUCUACGGGAUGCUCAAUCCCUUCGCUUCCGACAUGACUUCAGCUCCAGUUCUGGUGACAGCGACUGCGACUGCAGCGAAACCGACAGUAGUGGAGGAACCUGUGGUACCGCCACCAGCACCAGCACCAUUUGUUGUCACCUCAAUCACCAGCACCGUCGCUGCUCCUGCGAACAAGACCGACGUAGCUACACUCAAUGGCACGAGGGUCGUCAAGACCGAAGAGAUUCAGACGACUACCACCACCCUCACGCAUAAACAGGACGAUGGGCCGCCAGCAGCGUCAGAUAUUAGUCCCUGGUUGGUUGCUGAUCCAACUCAAGCGUCGACGGCAACUGCGAGUCCAGCCAAGCAUACCGUAAUCACUCGCAAGACAGUCAUUACGACUCAGUUGUAGGCGCAUUCUCGUUUACCUACUCCGUAGCAUAAAAUGUAAGGGAGGAAUUUGCGAAAUAGUAUUACUAUUUAUGUACGACAGAGUUGCUGAGAUUUUGUUUUUCAUCAUCGAAUGUUAGGCAUACCGAAAUUGCGGUUUUCGUUUGUCUUUUUUUUGCCAAGCAAUGAUUCCUUACUGGUGCUACCAUUAUGCUUUCCAACUGAAAUAUUAAUAUUAUCUUGUAGAGAAAUAAGCCUAAUCUCGAAACUGCAGCGAAAUUUAAAAAAGAAAAGAAAGCAUUUUUCGAGGCUCUGGUGGAUAGUGUGCCAUGUCUAUUGAAAGGCAGUUUCUUUUUCUUACGAUUACCAACGUAAAUAAAUUAUUUAUUAAGGUCUAGAAAACUGUGAUGUACUCACUGCUACGAUUUUCAAAGACGAACUUUUUAGUAUGCUUAUGAAUAAUUCCUCCUGCUCGACCAACUACUGAAUUUAUACAAAAUAAGACUGGACGUUUCUACAUUUUGAUAAAGAUUUAUUAGGCGAGAAAACUUAGCCUCAUUGACGAGUUUUCUUCGAAAAAAAGCUUUGCUUCUUUCAAUAUUGUCACAAGGAAACUAUAAAAUAUGUGCCUUAAAACCUUGUAAACUUGUACUUACGUUGGUGCAGCAAAGACUGUUCCCUAUUUUUUACCAAGUAAAAAAUUAUCACUUUUUAUUUAAGGUAGUGAAAUUAGUCCAAGUGUGAAGCGAGUCGAAUUGUAGUCAAGAAAUUUCAACUUCACUUUGUCGGAGAAGUUUUUACGAUAAACUUAGUUUCACGGUGAUGAAAUUUACCGACAAAAUUAUUUGAAAUAUAUGUAUAUAUAAACAUUCGAAAGUCUUCUUUGCCUUGUUUCUUGUUUUAUCAAAGUAUUAAAGAUAUUUCACACAAGUGUAUUUACUAUAUUUACUACGGUACUCGAAGACAGUAUGUUUUAUUGCUUGUUUUUGACCUAUACAUUCCAAUUUUGAUCUCUGCAGUCAAAUUUAACCAGCCCCGCUACUAUAUAAUGAUAAAAACACGACUCAUUUAUAGUCAUGCAUUGACUGAGUACUUACCUAUGAGAAAAAAUACGUCCAAUUAUAAUUUUAAUCACAGGAUUGCGUGAUUAGCACUAACUAUAUGUAUAUGAGAUGCAACCGCAAUAUUUGAAAUUUUUAUGUGCAUUGUUACAAAGUUUUAUUGUAUUAUGUAAAUUGCGGCCUUAUUAGAUAUAUAUAUAUAUAUAUAUUUUUAUCAUAGAUGUUGAGUAUAGAUUUGUGUAAACACAAAUUACCUUGCGUAUACCUUAUAUGUAACGCGAAAAUUAACUUUUGCUUUCUGUUCAUUGCUUUUACAAGUACUCCUAUAUUUCAAAUAAAUGAUUUUAUAACGUCUACCAGUCAAAAUAUCCAUAUAAGAAGAACAAUUUUUUUCUUUAAUUCCUGUAAUAUUUUCUUUGCAUUUCAAACUCCUGAUAGGAAUACUUAGAAUCAUGAAAAGUGCAAAUCAAUAUUGUCUGUUUGAUUGGUUAGCAUCUGACAAGAUUAGCUUAUUUCGACUGUUAAUAAAACUUUGACCAAUCGCAUCUUUGAAUUGUAUAUGUCUUUCACUUGUCGUAAUAA
Molecule: messenger RNA, 4408 nt
Organism: Phymastichus coffea
Lineage: Eukaryota; Metazoa; Arthropoda; Insecta; Hymenoptera; Eulophidae
Gene: yrt
Product: band 4.1-like protein 5
Exons: 7
Coding region: 427-2787 (786 amino acids)
Cellular component (GO): cytoskeleton
Molecular function (GO): cytoskeletal protein binding
Source: RefSeq, a predicted model, not a curated record